AAAAUCUGAUUCAAAAGUCACAUGUGUAAUACAAGGCUCCUCAAGGAGCACAUACCAGCCAGUAUCGUCCUGUCUUUUUUUUCUUUUUUUCUCUCUCUCUACAUCUGGGUUUCAGUGUGCCUGCUCGCAAUUGGUGGCUGCUGAUCACUAAGAAUAACUGGGCUCAUCGUGGGACUGGCCUGCAUCAGCCACAGAUUCCCACGACCCCUCCUCUCCUCGCACACAGAGAAUAAUCCAAACACAGGCUGCGGAGGCGCACAAGCAGCGAGGACUCGCGCAGCGGGAGCGCCUUUGCACCACUUUUUACUGAAACUGUGUGCAUUACAAAAGCUUCAUUUGAGGCUCGCUGUUGCGCUUCACGCCGGCUCACACGGCAACAAAAAGAAGAAAGGGUGCAGAGGAAGAAAGACGCCGUCUUGGUGUUUGUCGGAAUGCGUUGAAAGUCCGGAUUUAACACGCGCAGGGAGUGGGAGGAAUACGGGUUAUUCCUUUGGAGGAUGCCGAAGAGCCAGCCUGUGCUCCGGAUAUACCUCAAGAACAAGUGUGAAGCCAGAGGAUGACGGCAGCCGGUCCCGACCGCAGCAGCCCCGCCUCCUCCCACUCGUCGCGGUCAUCGGCUCUUUGCCUCCCGGCGUGUGCCGGGCACCUGUGGAGGGGCAAGGCCUUCCGGACCAAACUGCCCCUGCGCUCUGCCCCGGGCGUGUGGCUCCUGCUGGGCGUGGUGGUGGUUCUGGUGGGGAUGGCCGUCGCGGUGGCGGGCUACGUGUCGGCCGCCCCGAAGCCCGCCGCGGGCGGCCGAGGCAGCACCCGCGUGGAGAGGAUGAAACUGGCCGGACCCGUGGUCAUGGGGGCGGGCCUGUUCAUCUUCAUCUGCGCCGCCACGCUGCUGUACGAGAACCGGGACCUCGAGGUCCUCAGGCGAGAGGCGCCGGACGACCUGGAGGAUCUGAAGGGAGGAGACGGCUGGGAGGACUCGCAGGAGCUGCCCAGCUUCGGCUGUCGGGAGCAGUGGGAGUGUAAAGAUGGGGGGCGGGGGUCCUGGGCCCCUCCGACCCACAUGCUGCCCCUCUCGGACCACGACUGUGGCCCGCCGCUUCCUCCGCCUCACAGAACGCCACGCCACGCCAGCUUCCGGUCCUCGCAGUCGGCCCCUUCGGAGGCAGGAUGUAGAGAUGCGGAGGAGGAGGAGAAGGAGGAGGAGAAGGAGGAGGAGGGCGAGGCGGAAGGAAGGGCGAUUCUGCUGGCCCAAGUUCUGCACCAUCAGGAGCCAAUCCCUCGCCCUCCCUCCCCUCGCCCGUCCGCCUCCCACUCCUCCGUCCACUCGGACUCUUGCAACUCCAGCGAGAUGAGCUUCGACCCGCGGACAGGCUUUCCUCCACCCUGAACCCCGCCCCGCGCUCCGACUCCCGCCGCCUCAUCAGACACGCGUGAUGUGACGAGCCUUCGCUCCUUCCUCCACAGCCGGAGGAAACGUUUGGGCGGUGUGUUUGGGUGGUGUGUCUGGGUGCUCUGCGAGUGGCGCAGCGGCUCUGAGUCACCGUCCGACGUCGUUCUCUUGACUCGCCCACGUUUGAAAGAUCGGAGCCAGGCCCGUUUGAUGUCAGCUCGCCUUCUUGCUUCCUUUGAACUCACCCAUGCCAGAAAUCCCAAAGGCCACCGCUCCUUUGACCAUAUUUGGACGUGAGGGGGAUUGCUAAAAACUUAUUUGGGUGCAGGCAGCGAGAGAUGGACACCCCCCUCCCCUCUUCUCUCUCUCUCUCUCCCUCUCUCACACACACACACAAAGAGCAUUUACUUUUCCUUGCUGAGGAGGUUUCGGUUAAGAGGAUGAGCCAGAUAAGGUCUUAAAUGCGUCUUUAUCUAAUCUCACACAUACUGUUAUCUGCUCUUUAUCUGAGGAAAUUGUGUCUUUGUAUUAACACGGGACGAGGCCACACUCCUCAUUGGACACCUACGGCCACGCUAUAAAUACCAGCUGCUUGCUCUGCACGGUAGCGCGUGUGGACUUAAGUUUCCGUGAUUUACUGUAAUUCGUUUUUUAAAACGUUUUUCAUCCACGGCGUCAGCUGUUCAUUCCUCUCUUCUCUCGAGUGUGGUGAGGCGAGAUCUUGAAGAAUUGGUGAAAAAUGAAAAGAGCAAUGACUGAAGAAAAAAAUCAAUCAAAAUCUGGCGAACUGCUAUGAGUUAUUUCUGACAAAGCGGUGGAAUGAGUCGUGUAACUGAAGCCUCGCUCUCCCACCAUCCCGACCUUUCAUCUCCUCUCGCUUCAUCAUCUGAUUCCUACGCUUUAUUCAAAUACCCCUCCGUCCUCCAUCUCACUUUUUCUGGCUUAAACAGGGCAAAACAACGCGGAGAGAGGAACGUUAACGGGUCCAAUGAAGCAAAAGCGUGCGUGUUGGAACAGUCUUGAGAGCUGAAGGAGGGAAGAUGUUAAUUAUCGCCAGCAUUUUCUCCUGCAGCCUCUAAUGACACGGGGGAUCAGUGUGAGGGGUUUUAUGGGUCCAUUAGGAGCGCACAGUGUUUCCUCCUCCUUUGGGCCCAUGCUGGGAUGCUGGGAUGCUGGGAUGCUGCCACCCAGAUGACGACGGAGGCCAAAGCGUUCGCUAAUUUGCAAACAUUUCGCUUUCCUCGCCGAGUACAGCACCCAUGUCUCACUUACACACACACACACACACACACACACACACACACACACACACACACACACACACACACACACACACACACACACAGGUACAUUAUGCUGUUUCAAGAUGCUAGAUUUUAGAGGCAGGUACAAGUCAGGGAGAAUGUGUCUGACUCGUCAGCCUCUUCCGCACUCGUCGCCUGGAAAAGCAUCUCUCUCUCUCUCUCUCUCUCUCUCUCUUUCUCUCUCUCUCUCUCUCUCUUUCACACAUGCAUGAGUCCUCGCUGUGAACGAUGCUCCGAUAUGUUUACACCCAGAGGGAAAGAUCUGCAUGGAUGUCAGAGCUGCAACCAACGGUAGUUACUGAUUCAUUUGUACUUAUUACCGUUGUAUCGCUGUUAAGUAUUAGGUUCACUCCUCUUAACCUGAUACGGUCUUCUUUCCCCAUGAAGGUCACAUGCCCCAAAAGGAUUUUAUAAAGUUGUCAGAAAAUAAUAAAAAAAAUGCUAUCACAAGUCUCUAAUUUGCUACAAAUCGUUCGAUUUCCUAGUUAUUGAUCCUCUUUGAAUCUGACAUUAAACUGACCAGAGGGAAUUUUUCUUGUCUUUACGCACAUGGACGACAUGUGGCCGCAACCGAGGAUACUGCAGCGACUGAGAAUACAAUAAAUCAUUGAGUUGGACAACAGUGAUGUUACGUAAUUUAGGAAUGCACAUCUUUUUUUUUUCUUUUUUUUUUGCUGCAUUGAGAAUAUGACUGAAUGAGGAUGAGUUGAAUCCCCUCCUGCCCCCCAUGUUUGUAGAUACAUAUCUAUACAAAUGGAAGGGAGGCUGUAAGCUGCUUAACCCUGCGCUGACUCAGGAUACUCCGGCUUCCAUAAGAAGGAGACGACCUACGAUGAACAUUUUCUUUAUAUAAAAGAUGUGACGGACUCAGGAUCAACCGACCAGGAAAUGCAGAGAAUUUUAUUUUAACCUAUUAUAGCUGUAAGUGGUAUUAAGUUAAGAAGCUUUAAAAAAGAAGAAGUAAAAAGAGCCUGGUUGGCAGAAAGGUUUAUAACCACCAAGUAGGGUUUUUAAUCCCCAAAACACAGUGUUAUACUUGAUGAAAACAGGGGGGUGAAUCACCAGCUGCACAAGCCAUACAACAAGCUGAAAAACCACAUUUUCUGACAUCAAAGGCGAUAUGAAAUCUUUCUGCACGUCCCACCGCUCAGGAUUGUCUAAUUGGCAAGUUAUCCCCCAAACUUUGGUGCUUUGAUCAUCUUCACUUCCGCCUUUUAGCAGCUGUAGGGUGUGGACAAAUAGCAGGUCUAUUCCUGAGCUAAUCCAAUCUGCAGUCUCCUCAGCAGACCUCAUGCUGCAGUCCAUGGGAGACGCGUCUUGCUCACAAUGAAAGGACUAGUACUCUGUGUUUUUGCCGUCGUGAUGCUCACACCUGCUCAAGGUAAGGGGUUUUAUAGAAGCCGGACCUCAGCAGUAUCUUCUGCCCUUCAACACAAAGAACAGUAUCUAGUUCUUAAUGUACAACUUUUAUGUUUAAAAAAAAUCAUAUUUAUUUAUAGUUGAUAGUUAUCCAUGAACAACAGAUUCUUCUUCUUAUUAUUAUAUUGCGUUUUCUCAAAAUUAUGAAUUAUUGAAUGAAUUAUUAUCUGAUCAGUGUUAAUGUCAAAUGAGUAGGCUUCUUGAUUCGUGAAAUAUAAACAAAGCCUAUUUUAUCAAAGGUCCAUGCAAUAAAACAGGACUGUAAAUAUCAAUUUCUAUAAUUGAUUAAUCUGCUCAUCCGUUUACUUGGUUAAUCUGAAAUCCACACAGUAAAACAGUUCAAUUCCAAUCUGACACGCAACACUGUCUAUUUAUUUCAAUUACAAAAAUACUACCGUCAACAAUGAAAAGCACCAAAGCUUCUUCACCUUUGAGAGGCUAGAAAGGUCACCAUUUUGGUUUUGCUUAAAGGUGUAGAUUUUGUUGGAACACCUUUUAAUAGUAUCCGGUUUGUUUUGGAGCGGUUAAAUCUUCUCUCGUAGUUGUUUACCCUUAGUGAUCCGUGAUCGGUUUACAGAUCACCUGGCGGAGUUCGUUACGCACUCGAACUGCGGAUUAUUGCAGCUAAACGUUAACCAUCAAUGUGUGAAAUCGGAUCAAUAUCCGCAGACCUUCAGUCCGUUUUCACCCUUUUCCA
This is a messenger RNA of Pungitius pungitius (ninespine stickleback), 4807 nucleotides long. RefSeq lists its product as uncharacterized. The record is from RefSeq and is a predicted model, not a curated record. Lineage: Eukaryota; Metazoa; Chordata; Actinopteri; Perciformes; Gasterosteidae. The coding region runs from base 557 to 1384 and encodes 275 amino acids. The transcript is spliced from 2 exons.